Sorex fumeus (smoky shrew) is the source of this 12463-nucleotide messenger RNA. RefSeq names its product protein kinase, DNA-activated, catalytic subunit (gene PRKDC). Gene Ontology annotation, biological process: double-strand break repair via nonhomologous end joining; intrinsic apoptotic signaling pathway in response to DNA damage; immunoglobulin V(D)J recombination. The transcript is spliced from 86 exons. The record is from RefSeq and is a predicted model, not a curated record. Gene Ontology annotation, cellular component: nucleus. Bases 1 to 12360 code for a protein of 4119 amino acids. Gene Ontology annotation, molecular function: protein binding; DNA-dependent protein kinase activity. Lineage: Eukaryota; Metazoa; Chordata; Mammalia; Eulipotyphla; Soricidae.
AUGGCGGCGUCCGCGCGCGCCUCGCUGCUGCAGCUGCAGGAGUGCCUGUCGGCCCCCGAUCGCGCCGCGUCCGCGGUGGCCGCCUGGCAGCUGGCCCGCGCCGUGGGCCAGGAGUGCGUGCUGAGCGGCGGGCCCGCGCUGCUGGCAUUACAGACGUCCUUAAUUUUUUCCAAGGAGUUCGGUUUGAUUGUGUUUGUUCGGAAUUCACUUAACAUUGAGGAAUUUCGUGACUGUAGAGAAGAAAUCCUGAAGUUUUUAUGUAUUUUUGUAGAAAAAAUUGGCCAGAAGAUCACACCUUAUUCUCUCGAUAUUAAGAAUGCUUGUACCAGUGUUUACACAAAAGAUAAAGCUGCUAAGUGCAAGAUUCCAGCCCUAGAUCUUCUUAUUAAGUUACUUCAGACUUUGAGAAGUUCUAGAGUCAUGGAAGAAUUUCGAGUCGGAGAAUUAUUUAACAAAUUCUAUGGUGAACUUGCAUCAAAGACAAAAGUACCAGAUACAGUUUUAGAAAAAAUAUACGAACUUCUAGGAGUGUUAGGUGAAGUUCAUCCUACUGAGAUGGUAAAUAAUUCAGAAAGUCUGUUCCGGGCUUUUCUGGGUGAACUUAAGUCCCAGAUGACGUCCAAGGUCAGAGAGCCCAAACUCCCUCUUGUGGCAGGAUGUCUGAAGGGGUUAACAUCACUGAUGUAUAACUUUACAAAAUCCAUGGAAGAAGAUCCCCAGACUUCAAAGGAGAUCUUUGAUUUUGCACUGAAGGCAAUUUCUCCUCAGAUUGAUCUGAAGCGGUAUGCGGUCCCUUCAGCGGGCCUACACUUAUUUGCCCUGCACGCAUCCCAGUUCAGCACCUGCCUUCUGGACAACUAUGUUUCUUUAUUCGAAGUGAUGUCAAAAUGGUGCAGCCACACAAAUGUAGACUUGAAAAAGGCAGCGCUCUCGGCUCUGGAGUCUUUUCUGAAACAGGUGUCUCUUAUGGUGGCGAAAGAUGCAGAACUGCACAAGCAUAAACUGCAGUACUUUAUGGAGCAGUUCUAUGGAAUCAUCCGGAACGUGGAUUCGAGCAGCAAGGAUUUAUCCAUCGCGAUUCGUGGAUAUGGACUAUUUGCAGGACCUUGCAAGAUCAUAAAUGCCAAAGACGUUGACUUCAUGUACGUCGAGCUCCUGCAGCGCUGCAAGCAGCUGUUUCUCCUGCAGACGGACACUGCUGAGGACCACGUUUACCAGAUGCCCUCUUUCCUCCAGUCCAUCGCAAGUGUUUUGCUUCACCUUGACACUGUUCCAGAGUUGUAUACUCCAGUUCUAGAACAUCUCAUGGUGGUACAGAUAGACAGUUUUCCACAGUAUAGUCCAAAAAUGCAAUCAGUAUGCUGUAGAAACAUAGUAAAGAUUUUCCUGGCCUUAGCCCAAAAAGGACCCGUUCUCUGGAAUUGCAUUAGUACUGUGGUGCAUCAGGGUUUAAUCAGGAUAUGUUCUAAACCAGUGAUCCUUCAACAGGGUGCAGAGUCUGAGUCUGAAGACGCCCGAGCCUCAGGAGAGGUCAGAACUGGCAAAUGGAAGGUGCCCACAUACAAAGACUACCUGGGUCUCUUCAGGAGUCUCCUGAGCUGUGACCAGAUGAUGGAUUCAUUUUUAGCAGAUGAAGCAUUUCUUGUGAAUUUCUCCCUUCAAAAUCUGAGUCAUUUGCUAUAUGAUGAAUUUGUAAAAUCCAUUUUGAAACUUGUUGAGAAAUUGGAUCUUACGCUAGAGAAACAGAAUGUUGGAGGACAAGAGGAUGAAAAUGGAGCUCCUGGUUUGCUGGUUAUCCCAACCUCAGAUCCAGCCGCAUACUUGCAACCUGUCAAGCCUAAAGAUUUCUCAGCUUUCAUUAAUUUGGUGGAGUUUUGCAGAGAGAUUCUUCCUGAGAAGCACGUGGAGUUUUUCGCGCCCUGGGUCUACUCCUUUGCCUACGAGCUGGUUUUGCAGUCCACACGGUUCCCGCUUGUCAGUGGCUUCUACAAACUGCUUUCUGUUGCUGUGAGAAACACUAAGAAAAUAAAAUAUUUUGAGGGAGUUAGUCCAAAGAGUCAGAAGCAGUCCUCCGAGGACCCAGAGAAGUCCUCUUGCUUCGCUUUGUUCGCGAAAUUUGGCAAAGAGGUAUCAGUCAAGAUGAAGCAGUACAAGGAUGAACUCUUGGCCUCCUGUCUGACCUUUGUCCUGACCUUGCCCCACGACAUCAUUGCCCUUGACAUCAGGGCCUAUGUUCCUGCACUGCAGAUGGCCUUUAAACUGGGCCUGAGUUAUACCCCAUUGGCUGAAGUAGGUCUAAAUGCUUUGGAAGAAUGGUCACUUUACAUCUGCAAAAGUGUGAUUCAGCCCUAUUAUAAAGAUAUUCUACCAAGUCUUGAUGGAUACCUAAAAAUUUCAACCUUAUCAGAGGACACCCAGGAGACUUUGCAAGCACCAGCACUUGCCCGCGCUGCCCAGAAGGGAUUUAAUAAGGUCGUGUUAAAGCACCUGAAAAGAUCAAAAGCCGUUUCAUCGAGUGAAGAACUGUCCUUACAAGAAAUAAGACUUAGAGUCGUGAAACUGCUUGGCUCAUUAGGAGGACAAGUAAAUAAAAAUCUACUAACAGCUGCAACGUCAGAUGAAAUGAUGAAGAAGUACAUGGCCUGGGACAGAGAGAAAAAGCUCAGUUUUGCGGUCCCGUUCCUUGAGAUGAAGCCCGUCAUCUACCUGGACACCUUCCUGCCUCGACUCACAGAGUUAGCACUUUCUGCUAGUGACCGACAAACCAAAGUGGCGGCCUGUGAGCUGCUGCACAGCGUGGUUGUGUUCAUGCUGGGAAAGGCUGCGCAGAUGCCUGAGAACAGCCAGGGCCCCCCGCCCUUGUACCGGCUCUACAAGAGGACUUUCCCGGUGCUGCUUCGCCUCGCCUGUGAUGUCGAUCAGGUUACCAGGCAGCUCUAUGAGCCACUAGUCAUGCAGCUGAUACACUGGUUCACGAACAAUAAGAAAUUCGAAAGUCAGGAUACUGUUGCCUUGCUAGAAACGAUAUUGGAAGGAAUUGUGGACCCUGUGGACAGUACUUUGAGAGAUUUUUGUGGCCGGUGUAUUCAGGAAUUCCUUAAGUGGUCCAUCAAGCAGACGACACCGCAGCAGCAGGAAAGAAGCCCAGUAAACACCAAGUCGCUUUUCAAGCGCCUCUACAGCCUUGCACUUCAUCCCAACGCUUACAAGCGGCUCGGAGCCUCGCUCGCUUUCAAUAACAUAUACAGGGAAUUCAGGGAAGAAGAAGCUCUGGUGGAACAAUUUGUGUUUGAAGCCUUGGUUAUAUAUAUGGAAAGUCUGUCCUUAGCACACACCGAUGAGAAAUCCUUAGGCACAGUUCAGCAAUGUUGUGACGCCAUCGAUCACUUGAGUCGCAUCAUUGAAAAGAAGCAUACUUCCUUAAACAAAGCAAAAAAGCGUCGCUGUCCCCGAGGAUUUCCGCCUGGUGAACCGUUGUGCCUGUUGAAUCUGGUCCGGUGGCUUUUGGCGCAGUGUGGGAGACCCCAGACAGAGUUCCGACACAAGUCCCUGGAACUCUUUUACAAGUUUGUGCCUUUGCUGCCAGGCAGCAAACCCCCUUCCUUAUGGCUGAAAGAUGUUCUGGAGAAGGAAGGCCUGUCGUUUCUCAUCCACACAUUUGAAGGGGGCGGCGGCGACCCGGAGCGGCCCUCCGGCAUCCUGGCCCAGCCAACGCUGCUGGACUUGCAAGGGCCCUUCAGCCUCCGGGCGGUGCUGCAGUGGCUGGACAUGCUCCUGGCCGCUCUUGAGUGCUACAAUACCUUCGUGGAAGAGAAGACCCUGGACGUGGCUGAGUUUCUCGGUGCUGCGGCACAGUCUUCCCUCUGGAGAGCCGUGGCCUUCUUUCUAGAGAGCAUCGCUCUGCACGAUGUGGCGGCCGCCGAGAAGUGCUUUGGCUCGGGGGCGACGGGGGGCAGUUUCAGCCCUCAGGAAGGAGAACGGUACAAUUACAGCAAAUGCACGGUGGCCGUGCGCCUCAUGGAGUUCGUCACCACGCUGCUCGGCGCCUCUCCGGAGCGUCUCACGCUCCUGGAGAAGGACGUGGGUAGUGGAAGCCUCAUGACGCUCUUGGUGGAGACCGUGUGUGAGCCCUCGAGCGUAGGCUUCAACGUGGCCGACGUCCUCAUCAUGAAGCAUCUUCCCACUGUGUGUGUGAGCCUGAUGGCGGCGCUGAAGAAGUCCCCCUACAGAGACACCCUCGAGAGGCACCUCAGGGAGAGAAUCAGCGCCCAGAGCAUCGAGGAGCUCUGUGCUGCGGACUUGCGUGGCCCCAGCGUCUCCAGGGCCAGGGCCAGGCUGACGUCCAUCGUGGCGGCGUGCAGGCAGCUUCAGAGGGCUGGGCUUCUGCACGCGAUCCUGCCGUCUCAGUCUACAGACGAGCAUCAUUCAAUUGGCACAAAACUCCUCUUCCUGGUGUAUAAAAGCAUCGCACCUGCAGAUGAAGGACAGUCUCUGUCUUUGCUGGACCCCAGCUGUAAACGCCUAGCCAGUGGACUUCUGGAGUUGGCCUUCGCUUUUGGAAGAGUGACUGAGCACCUUGUGACUCUUCUCCUGGCCCGUACCAUGUUGUCCCUGCCAGCCUCGGGAGGCCUGCAGAGAAGCGCCGUCACCUUCCCCCACGGAGAGUAUUUUUAUAGCUUGUUCUCAGAAAUCAUUAAUGCUGAACUGUUGAAAAAUGUCGAUAAUGCUGUGUUGGAGCUCAUGAAGUCCUCGGAGGCUAAUCCCAAAAUGGUGAGCACUGUUCUGAACGGCCUCCUAGACCAGAGCUUCAGGGACCGCGCCACUCAGAAACACCAGGGGCUGAAGCUCGCCUCGACGAUCCUGCAGAACUGGAGGAGGUGCGACUCGUGGUGGGGCCAGGACUCGACUCCGGAGAGCAAAGCAGCGGUGCUGACACUGUUGGCAAAGAUCUUGCAGAUUGAUUCCUCUGUGUCUUUUAAUGCAAAUCAUAGUACGUUCCUUGAAGUUUUUACAACAUAUGCUAAUAUACUUGUUGAUCCCAAACUGGGUUUACAUUUAAAGGGUCAGGCUGUAAUCCUUCUUCCGUUCUUCACCAAUCUCACUGGGAGCAGUCUGGAGGAUCUGAGGCAAGUGCUUGAAAAGUUCAUUGUUUCUAAUUUCCCAAUGAAGUCUGAAGAAUUUCCCCCUGGAACUCUGCAGUACAACAGUUAUGUGGACUGCAUGAAGAAGUUUCUGGAUGCACUGGAGUUAUCCGAAAGCCCCAUGUUGCUGCAGCUGAUGACAGACGUCCUUUGUCGCGAACAGCAGCAUGUUAUGGAAGAGCUGUUUCAGUCCACUUUCAAAAAGGUUAUGAGAAAGAGUCCGUGUGGCACGCAGCUGCAGCUCCUGGAAGGCGUGUACGGGAUGUUCCGGAGGGAAGACCUCCUGUCGAAUGCCACCCGCCAGGCGUUCGUGGACCGCUCGCUCCUCACGCUGCUGUGGCAUGCUAGCCUGAGCACCCUGGAAGGAUUCUUUAGCAAGAUCGUGGUGGACGCCAUUAAUGUACUGAAGUCCCGAUUUAUAAAGUUAAAUGAAUCUACCUUUGAUACUCAACUCACCAAGAAGAUGGGAUAUUUCAAGAUCCUAGAGGUCAUGUAUUCUCGUCUUCGGAAAGAGGAUGUGCACUCCAAGGAAUCCAGAAUUAACCAAGCUUUCCAUGGCUCAUCUGUAGCAGAAGGAAGUGAACUUACAAAGACACUUAUUAAAUUGUGCUAUGACGUGUUUACUGAGAACAUGGCGGGUGAAACCCAGUUGCUGGAGAAGAGAAGACUCUAUCACUGCGCCGCCUACAACUGUGCCAUUUCUGUUCUCUGCUGCGUCUUCACGGAGCUGAAAUUCUACCAAGGGUUUCUCUUCAGUGAGAAACCGGAGAAGAACUUGCUUAUUUUUGAAAAUCUGAUUGACCUGAAGCAUUGCUAUACAUUUCCAGUGGAAGUUGAGGUUCCUAUGGAAAGAAGGAAAAGGUACAUUGAGAUCCGGAAAGAAGCCAGGGAAGCAGCCAAUGAGGGCUCAGGUGGUCCCCAUUAUAUAUCUUCCUUGUCGUAUCUGGCAGAAAGUAGCCUGAGUGAGGAAAUGAGUCAAUUUGAUUUCUCUACUGGAGUCCAGAGUUAUUCUUACAGUUCCCAACACACUAAAUCUACCACUGGCCAUUUUCGGAGACGGGAAAAUAAAGAGGCCGACAUCCCCAGUGACGUUCUGGAGUUGGAGAUGGAUGAGCUGAACCAACACGAGUGCAUGGCGCCCAUGACAGCCCUCAUCAAACACAUGCACCGGAGCCAGAUCCUGCCCAGAGCAGAGGGUACAGUGCCACAAAGUCUUCCUCCUUGGAUGAAAUUUCUUCAUGAUAAACUAGGAAAUCCAUCCGUAUCACUGAACAUACGUCUCUUUAUAGCCAAGCUUGUUAUCAAUACCGAGGAAGUCUUUCGUCCAUACGCGAAGUUUUGGCUUGGUCCCUUAGUGCAGUUGAUCGUCUCAGACAACAACGGAGGAGAAGGAAUCCACUUCCUGGUGGUUGAGAUAGUGGUCACGGUGCUUUCCUGGACAGGACUGGCCACGCCUGUAGGGGUCCCUAAGGAUGAAGUGUUGGCAAAUCGAUUGCUGCAUUUCCUGAUGCAGCAUGUUUUUCAUCCAAAAAGAGCUGUGUUCAGACACAACCUGGAAAUUAUUAAAACCCUUGUUGAGUGUUGGAAAGAGUGUUUGUCUGUCCCUUAUAGGUUAAUAUUUGAAAAAUUUUCUAGUAAAGAUUUGAAUUCGAAAGACAAUUCAGUUGGAAUUCAGUUACUAGGCAUUGUUAUGGCCAAUAACUUGCCUCCCUACGACCCAAAAUGUGGCAUAGAGAGUAUAAAAUACUUCCAGGCUUUGGUCAGUAAUAUGUCCUUCGUAAAAUACAAAGAAGUCUACGCAGCUGCCGCAGAGGUCCUGGGACUGGUUCUCCGAUAUAUUACUGAGAAAGAACACCCCCUGGAGGAGCCUGUGCGGGAGCUGGUGGAGAAGCAGCUGAGGCAGCACCAGAGCACCAUGGAGGACAAAUUCAUCGUGUGCCUGAACAAAACCGCCCAGCACUUCCCUCCGCUGGCCGACAGGUUUAUGAGCACCGUGUUUUUCCUGCUGCCCAAGUUCCACGGGGUGAUGAAGACACUGUGUCUGGAAGUGGUGCUGAGCCGCGCAGAGACGCUCCCGGACCUCUUCCUGCAGCUACGCAGCCUGGGCUUCACUCAGGUCCUCAGGCACAGAGAUGAUGAAAGGCAAAAAGUCUGUUUGGACAUCAUUUAUAAGAUGCUGCCAAAGUUGAAACCGGUAGAACUUCGAGAGCUCCUGGGUCCUGUUACGGAAUUCAUCUCCCACCCGUCUCUGACGUGCAGGGAGCAGAUGUACAAUAUUCUCAUGUGGGUCCACGACAAUUACAGAGAUCCAGAGAGUCAAGCCGAUGAGAACUCCCAAGAAAUUUUUAAGCUGGCGAAAGACGUGUUGACUCAGGGAUUGAUGGAUGAGAACCUCGGGCUUCAGUUAAUCAUCCGAAACUUCUGGAGCCACGAAACUCGGCUACCGUCCAAUAUCUUGGACCGGCUGUUGGCGCUGAACUCUCUCUAUUCUCCAAAGAUCGAAAUGCAUUUUCUAAGCUUGGCCACGGAUUUUCUUCUCGAGAUGACCAGCAGGAGCCCCGACUAUCCCAACCCGAUCUUUGAGCACCCCCUUUCCGAGUGCGAGUUUCGGGAAUACACGAUCGAUUCCGACUGGCGCUUUCGGAGCACUGUCCACACCCCCAUGUUCAUCGAGACGCAGGCCUCCCAGGGCUCUCUCCAGACCCGGGCCCCAGAGGGGUCCCUGCCGGCUCGGGGGCCCGCGGCCAGGCAGAUACGAGCAACCCAGCAGCAGUACGAUUUCACCCCCACGCAGAGUGCAGAUGGGAGGAGCUCCUUCAACUGGCUGACCGGGAGCACGUUCGACCCGCUGGAGGACUCCACAGCCUUCCCGUCCUUGGAUUCCUCGGGGUCGUCCUCCCUGCUGUUUGCCCAGCACAGGAGAGAGAGGCCCGGGGGCUCUGACUUGCAGAAGAAACAGCUGGGCCUCCCCGGUGAUGCAGUGGGCAGCAGAGCGGAGGGGAUCGACAACCGGGCUGAGAUACUCCGACUGCGCAGGCGGUUUUUAAAGGACAAAGAGAAACUCAGUUUGAUUUAUGCCAGGAAAGGGGUCGCUGAGCAAAAACGAGAGAAGGAGCUCCAGAGCGAGCGGCACCUGAAGCAGGAUGCCCACGUCAUUCUGUACCGGAGCUACCGGCAAGGAGACCUCCCCGACAUCCAGAUCAAGCACAGCGGCCUCAUCGCCCCCUUGCAAGCCGUGGCCCAGAGGGAUCCCAUCAUCGCAAAACAGCUCUUUGGCAGCUUGUUCUCCGGGAUCAUGAAAGAAAUGGACAAAUGCAAGACCACACCCGAGAGGAACAGCAUUACCCAGAAGCUGCUGCAGGACUUCAAUCAUUUCCUUAAUUCUUCUUUUUUGUUCUUUCCACCUUUUAUUUCUUGUAUCCAGGAGGUCAGCUGCCAGCACGCCGCCCUGCUGGGCCUGGACGCAGCGUCCGUGGGGUCCAGCUGUCUGGCCAGCCUGCAGCAGCCCGCGGGCAUCCGCCUCCUGGAGGAGACGCUGCUGCAGCUGGAACCCCAGGGGCCGCCUGCCAAGAGAGUGCGCGGCCCACGUGGCCUGACCCCCGACGUCGCCCGCUGGAUGGAGCUCGCCAGACUGUACAGGUCCAUUGGAGAAUAUGACAUCCUACAUGGUAUUUUUAGCAGUGAGAUAGGAACAAAGCAGAUCACUCAGAAUGCGUUAUUAGCAGAAGCAAGAAGUGAUUAUUCGGAAGCUGUCAGGCAGUAUAAUCAGGCUCUCUCCAGGCAGGAGUGGGAGGACGGAGAGCCAUCUAGAGCCGAGAAGGACUUCUGGGAGCGGGCGUGCCUGGAUUGCUACGACCGCCUGGCCGAGUGGACGUCCCUGGCCUUCUGCUCCACGGCUGGCGUGGACGCCGAGAGCCCGUCCAGCCUCAGCAAGAUGUGGGCCGAGCCCUUCUACCAGGAGACCUGCCUGCCCUACAUGGUCCGCAGCAAGCUGAAGCUGCUUCUGCGCGGGCAGGGCGACCAGUCCCUGCUGACCUUCAUGGACGAGGCCGUGGGCCAGGAGCUGCGGAAGGCGCUCGUCGAGCUGCAGUUCAGCCAGGAACUGAGUCUGCUCUACCUCCUGCAAGACGAUGUCGACAGAGCCCAGUACUACCUUGAGAACGGCCUCCACGUGUUCAUGCAGAAUUAUUCUAGUAUCGACGUCCUCUUACACAGAAGUAGACUCACCAAGUUGCAGUCCGUGCAAACUUUAAUAGAAAUUCAGGAGUUCAUUGGCUUUAUAAGCAAACCAGGUAAUUUAUCAUCUCAAGGUCCUCUGAAGAGACUCCUCAGAACCUGGACAAACCGAUACCCAGAUACCAAACUGGACCCAGUGAACGUCUGGGAUGACGUCGUUUCAAAUCGAUGUUUCUUCCUCAACAAAAUAGAAGAAAAGCUUACUCUCCCAGGUGACCACAGCAUGAGCGUCGACGGGGACGGGGAGUCCCAGGAGAACGGGGAGGCGUGUGAGCAGGAGGACAUGUGUUCUCAGAUGAGGAGCUUCAAGUUUUCCAUGAAAAUGAAGAUGGUAGAAAGUGCAAGAGAACAGAACAACUUCUCGUUGGCCAUGAAGCUCCUAAAGGAGCUGCACCGGGAGUCCAAGACGAGCCCCGCCUGGCAGGUGCAGUGGGCACACAGUUACUGCCGCCUCAGCCACAGCCGUGGCCGCGGCCAGCACCCCCGCGACCAGCUCCUCACCGUGCUGAAGGGCGUCUCCGUACUAGGUGAAAACACAUCAAGCUACUUAAGCCAGAACCCUCGGGCCUUCCGUGACCAGAGCGUCCUCCUGGGCGUGGCCUACCAGAUGCUGGCGGACGCCCUCGGCAGGGAGCCCGGCUGCCUGGCUGAAGUGGAGGCGAGCAAGGCCAGGAGGGUCUUGGAGCUUUCCGGAUCCAGUUCCGAGAGCACAGAGGAGGUGUGUGCGGGCCUCCACCAGGGAGCCCUCCGCCACCUCUCCGAAGCCGUGCGUUCAGCUGAGGAGGCCGCGCCAUGCAGCGGGGCCCAGGGGGCCACGGCCGGGCUGAUCGACGCCUACAUGACACUCGUGGACUUCUGUGACCAGCAGCUUGGGCAGCAGGAGGAGGGCGGAGCCGUCGCCGAGUCUGCAGAGCUGCAAACGUAUCCAGUCCUCGUGGUGGACAAAGUGUUGAAAGCCUUAAAGCUGCACUCGCGCGAGGCCCGGCUCAAGUUCCCGCGACUGCUGCAGCUCGUAGAGCUCUACCCCGAGGAGACCCUGAGCCUGAUGACCAAGGAGAUGGCCGCCGUCCCCUGCUGGCAGCUCAUCGGCUGGAUUGGCCACAUGGUGGCCCUGCUGGACAGGGAGGAGGCCGUGGCGGUCCAGAGCACGGUGGAGGCACUCGCCGACCACUACCCGCAGGCCCUCGUCUACCCCUUCACGGUCAGCAGCGAGAGCUUCUCCUUCCCAGACUCCUCUACCGGGCAGAAGAACAAGGAGUUUGUGGAAAGGAUUAAAAGUAAGUUGGAUCAAGGAGGAGUUAUUCAAGAUUUUAUUAAUGCCCUAGAUCAACUCUCUAAUCCCGAAAUGCUCUUUAAGGACUGGGCUGAUGAUAUCGAAGGGGAACUUGCAAAAUCCGGAAAUAAGAAAAACGUUGAGAAGAAAUACAUAAGAAUGCAUGCCUGCUUGGGAGACCCGAGGGCUGCAGGCAUCGGGGCUUUUCGGAGGAAGUUUGCCCAGGUUUUCGGGAAAGAAUUUGAAAAGCACUUUGGGAGAGGAGGCUCGAAGCUGCUGAGCAUGAAGCCGCAGGACUUCAGGAAAGUCACCAAUAAGCUGCUCGAGGCCAUGCGCGGGGACUCCCGGCCGCCCGGGAACCUGAAGGAGUACUCGCCCUGGAUGAGCGGCUUCCGGGCGGAGCUCCUGCGGCACGAGCUGGAGAUUCCCGGUCAGUAUGACGGCAGAGGAAAGCCGCUGCCCGAGUACCACGCGCGGAUCGCGGGCUUCGAUGAGCGGGUGCAGGUGAUGUCUUCCAUCAGGAAGCCCAAGCGCGUGGUCAUCCGCGGCCACGACGAGAGAGAGUACCCGUUCCUGGUGAAGGGCGGCGAGGACCUGCGGCAGGACCAGCGGAUCGAGCAGCUCUUCGAGGUCAUGAACGCCAUCCUGUCGCAGGACGCCGCCUGCGGCCAGAGAAACCUACGGCUGAAGACGUACCGCGUCGUGCCCAUGACCUCUAGGUUAGGAUUAAUUGAAUGGAUUGAAAAUACAUUAACCUUGAAGGAACUUCUCUGGAACAGUGUGUCUCAGGAGGAGAAAAGAGCACUGACAAGUGACCCCAAAGCACCGCCACAGGAGUAUAAGGACUGGCUCACUAAGCUCACGAGAAGAUGCGACUCUGGUGCUUACAGGCUGAUGUUCCGGGGAGCCAGCCGUACGGAGACAGUCACAGCCUUCCAGCGGAGAGAGAGCAAAGUGCCGCCCGAUCUCUUGAAGCGGGCCUUCCUGGCCAUGAGCACUGGCCCGGAGUCCUUCCUGGCGCUGCGUGCCCAGUGCGCCAGCUCCCACGCUCUGCUGUGCGUCAGCCACUGGGUGCUGGGCAUCGGGGACAGACACCUGAACAACUUCCUGGUGAGCAUGGACACGGGCACCAUGAUCGGCAUCGACUUCGGCCAUGCCUUUGGCUCCGCCACCCAGUUUCUGCCCGUGCCCGAGCUGAUGCCCUUCCGCCUGACCCGCCAGCUGGUCAACCUGAUGCUGCCAAUGCGUGAGACGGGCCUGGUGUCCGGCGUCAUGGUGCACGCCCUCCGCGCCUUCCGCGCCCGGGGCGGCCAGCUCGGGAGCACCAUGGCCGUGUUCAUCAAGGAGCCCUCCUUCGACUGGAAGAAUUUUGAACAGAAAAUGCUAGAGAAAGGAGGAUCCUGGAUUCAAGAAACAAAUAUCACUGAAAAAAACUGGUACCCCCUGCAGAAAAUACAGUAUGCCAAGAGAAAGCUAGCCGGAGCCAACCCAGCAGUCAUCACCUGUGAUGAGCUGUUUCUGGGCCACGAGAAGGACCCCGCGUUUGGCGACUACACAGCUGUGGCCCGAGGAAGCAGUGAGCACAACAUUCGUGCCCGCGAGCCAGAGACGGGGCUUUCGGAAGAGGCCCAGGUGAAGUGCCUGAUUGACCAGGCCACAGACCCCAACAUCCUGGGCAGAACGUGGAUUGGCUGGGAGCCCUGGAUGUGAGGACGCAGGAGCCAGCAGAUGAAGCGUGUCUGAGUGGUUCAAGACCUCCUAGACCUUCUCCUACUGCAGUCAGGUCCUGAAGGUCUACGGAAAUCUGAGAUUA